Molecule: messenger RNA, 1344 nt
Organism: Glycine soja
Lineage: Eukaryota; Viridiplantae; Streptophyta; Magnoliopsida; Fabales; Fabaceae
Product: transcription factor bHLH30-like
Exons: 2
Coding region: 308-1084 (258 amino acids)
Biological process (GO): regulation of DNA-templated transcription
Molecular function (GO): DNA-binding transcription factor activity; protein dimerization activity
Source: RefSeq, a predicted model, not a curated record
GCAUCCCAAUAUCUUGUUGGGGACAAAGAACUACUCCAAUAUAAAAUGUGUGUUCUUCCUUCCUUAACAACACAGGUCAAGUGUUCUGCAAUCUUACUUAGUACCUUUCAGAUCUUUUCCCAUCUUCAUAUGCUGUCACUGACACAGUUUCAGUCACUCACCAAUCUUUUAGUUCCAAACACACACUCCAAACCCACAGUGAAAAAGAACAAAACAUCCCCCACUUCCCAUUUCACUUGCUAUUUGUGAAACUACCUACCCUUUUGAAUAGUAACUUAAUUAUUGUUAUUUGUAUUGUUAUUGAGGCAUGGAAAUGGAAGAUUUUUUAUGGGGUGGUGGCAUUGCUGGAGAUGCCCCUAAGAGGAAAAGUGAUGGUUUUGAAGGAAGCAAUGGUGUGAUUGGAAGUGGGUGUGGUUCAUCUUUCUCUCUGGUUUUGGAUAGGGAGAGAGGGGAGCUUGUGGAGGCACCUGUGAGAUUGGAAAGGAAGGGGGUGUCCACUGAGAGAAGCAUUGAAGCUUUGAAGAGCCAUAGUGAGGCAGAGAGGAAAAGGAGGGCAAGGAUUAAUGCACAUCUUGAUACGCUUCGCAGUGUGAUUCCGGGUGCUAUGAAGAUGGACAAAGCGUCAUUACUCGGUGAGGUUAUUAGACAUUUGAAAGAGCUGAAGAAGAAUGCAGCACAAGCUUGUGAAGGUUUGAUGAUACCAAAGGACAAUGAUGAAAUAAGUGUUGAAGAACAGGAGGGUGGGUUGAAUGGUUUUCCUUAUUCGAUUAGAGCAUCACUAUGUUGUGAAUAUAAACCCGGGCUAUUAUCUGAUAUAAAACAAGCACUAGAUGCCCUUCAUCUUAUGAUAACAAGGGCAGAUAUUGCAACAUUGGAAGGCAGGAUGAAGAAUGUCUUUGUGAUAAUUAGUAGUAAAGAACAAAACUUUGAAGAUGCUGCAUACCGUCAGUUUCUCGCUGGUUCUGUUCACCAAGCUCUCAAGGCAGUGCUCAAUAGAUUUUCUGUUUCAGAGGACAUUUUAGGAACCAGGAAAAGAAGGAGGAUUUCUAUAUUCAGUUCUUCACCUUUAGAAGAUUUUUUGUAAGAUACCUUGUUAAGUAAUUUAAAUCUCCAUAUCCAUAGUUCCAUACCAAGUUUGAGUGUCAUGAGGAGGUGAGUUAUAGUAGUGAUUUCAUGUACCAUGUAUACAUACUGAAAGGUUGUUCUUCCAUGCUUUAUAUUUUGCAAAUUUACUUCUUAGAAGAUAAAUCAUGUGAAAAGAUAAUGAACAUCUUGUUUGGGAUGUACAAAUAUUUAGGAGCUUUGACAGUUUGGUUGAUGGAUAACUGAUCACAUCACUUUUAA